AUGUCUGUGCAAGAUGACCACUUGAACUUUCUAUCUACUCAAAUGCAAUCUGCUUACGAGGAUAGUGAAAUCAAGAAGCAUCAUGAAGAUAUAACAGAAGAACGAAUAAGUCAACUACAACAGUUCAAAGCUCAACAACAAAAGAUCAAACCUAUAGAACGUAAAAUUGUAAAGACCACUAAGAAACCUAAAAGGAGACUGGGAAAAAGAAUAAAGACUUUGACUAGCCAUGUAGACGAAAUGUUUGGCACAAAUCUGAGAGAAACCUCCCCCGAUACUCAGCUUUCCAUUGUUGAAUAUUUCAGUGGAAAGAAACGUAAGGUCAAAGAAAUACUAGACAAGCUUGAAUCGAAUAAAUUCCAUACCCAAGACCAUAACGACAUGAAAUUCAAAGGGUAUAAUUGCAAACUACCCUAUAAUAAAGAAGAAUGGGAAAACAUCAUUAAAGCUAUCAAAGAAAAUCUACCAAAUCUUUCUAACUCCGCUACUAAAUCCUUAAAAUCAAUAACAGAAAGAAUCGAAUUUGAAAAUCUGCAGAAAUCCACAGGAUUAUGGGAUAAAGCUUCAAGACAGCCCAGUGAAGCCUUCAAUGAUUCUGAUUUGAAAUUGUUGUAUGAUUUAAAUUCGGAUCAAAUGGGUUUAGAUUUAACGCAAAAUGAUAUUGAAGAAGAUAAUGAAAUUCCUGAUUCGAGUUCAGAACCUGAACUUUUGGAAUAUAACAUUCUUGGACAUACAAAGCCUGUUUCUAAAAUAAAUGUGCCACAAUCAUUCAACACCUUCCCACCUGCUUUUGGUGAAAAUAAAGAGAAGGAAAUAAUCAUUUGUUCGUCCUCCGAUAAUUCUCCUAUAAAGUCGAAUUUUUCCACACCCAAAAAAUUAAGACCACAGCAGUUCGAAACCCCUAUCAGAAAGGUUUCACAGCCUACCAACAAAUCUCCACAAUUCACGUCACAAAUAAAUUUGACACCGCCCAAUUUCAGUUUGAAUUUUGACACCCAGCAAUCAAUCUAUGCUACCGCAUCGUCACAAUUCUAUAACGCUUCUCCACAAUACAAAACCAAAGUCAUAGAACUAAAAGGGGAUUUAAAAAUCAUAGACAGGGACACUAAAAAUUUCAAAAUAAAAAAAAUUGGGGGACGUUCAGAACCUCGUGAUAAAGAAAUAAUUGGUGAUUCAGAAGAUGAUGAUGAUAAUGAAAUAAGCAUAAUAGAAAUAUCAACUUUGGUUAACGAUGAUACUGAUUUCAACGAAUAUAACGAUUCAAUGGUUCAAGUACCUUCUAGUCCUGGUAUGGAAAUGCCAAAAACGAUAAUGUCCAUUAGAUCAACUGCAGAAGAAGCUGUUGAUGAUUUCUCACAAUUAUCCAAUACCCAACUACGGGAUACUUUCAAACAUUUGGGCAUAAAGCCAGUAAAAUCAAAAAAUGCCAUGAUCGAAAUAUUAAAAAAUAUGGAUGAUUUUAUUGGAGAGGAUUCGAAAAGUUUGUCACAAGUUGAGUUUAAAGAUCAAUUGUUCAAGAGAUUUAAAGACGUAAUCAGAUCAGAUGAUUUCUGGUAUGAAAAGGUCAUUACUUAUGAACCCAUCUCCAUUAUCGAAAUGAAAGAGUGGUUGAAUUCUCAUAAUUUCAAUAUCGAAAUAGAUUUGUUAGAGAAAUUUUGUGAUAAUCAAGGCAUUUGUACCACAAAUCAAGAGCAAACGAAGCAAAAACUUAUAUAA
This is a messenger RNA of Yamadazyma jaroonii, 1716 nucleotides long. NCBI's taxonomy places the organism in Eukaryota, Fungi, Ascomycota, Pichiomycetes, Serinales, Debaryomycetaceae. The record is from the annotation of a GenBank genome assembly.